This is a messenger RNA of Batrachochytrium dendrobatidis JAM81, 1977 nucleotides long. RefSeq lists its product as uncharacterized. Lineage: Eukaryota; Fungi; Chytridiomycota; Chytridiomycetes; Rhizophydiales. Gene Ontology annotation, biological process: proteolysis. The record is from RefSeq and is a predicted model, not a curated record. The transcript has 2 exons. Bases 1 to 1977 code for a protein of 658 amino acids. Gene Ontology annotation, molecular function: aspartic-type endopeptidase activity.
AUGUCUAUUCAAAUUACUACAGCCCUUCUUACAAUGCUCUUGGCUUCGGCCUAUGAUCCCGUCUCUGCUGCUAGAACUCCAGCAACUAUGCCAAAACUCAAGGGUUUUGGCGAUAGAACAGUCGAAGUAUCCAACAGCUUUUCCGGCUCUCCAACAAAGGGAAGGCUUAACGGAGGCUUUAACGGAUGCUUUACCAUUGGCAUGGAUGUGCAUGGUACUCUCUUGAACCUUCUUGUGGAUUCUGGAUCUAGUGAUACUGUUGUUCCAUUCAAAGGUCUCAAUAACUACAAGGGACCAGCUAUUGAUAUCGAUCGUCCACCCAAAGCUCCUAUUGUGAGUGGUGGUUAUAUGGACGGCUCUGGCUUUACAGGUUUUGGAGCGGAUACCACUGUUUCUCUGCCAGGCACCUCUCUCACUUCUGAUGCUGCACCCAUUGUUGCCAUGUUUGAACAAACCGUCGACAAUAUCUUCAUUUCUGGAAAUGACUCUCAGGGUUUAAUGGGCGUUGGUUAUCCUGGCAUUGCCCAGUACAAAUCCAAGUAUGGCACUGUCAUGGAUGCCUGGGUUAAGACUGGAGCAGUCAAGCAAGAUCAGAUCGCAUUCCACGGAUGCCCCUACUCGUUUGCAAAAGAGUCUUAUAUUGAUUUUGGAAACAGUGAGCCUGCUACUGACUGCAACUCGUCUCCUUCUACCACUGUUUGGGCUACAUCUGGUACUGACAGCUUUUACACUGUCGAUGUCCGUGGUGUAAACAUUGGAUCCAAGCCUGUAAAGUUACCAAAGAAUUGGCAAUCAGGCUUUUCUAACUCUGGUAUCUCUGUUAUUGAUUCUUGCACCAGUUUGAUUCUUGGAAACCCAGCUGUUGUCGAUGUUCUCCAAAAGGCUGUUGAAAGCAGUGGUGGUCUUCCCAAGAGUCUUACUCCCGCUGAAAUUAAAAGUUUCUUUAAUCUCAACUACACUAUUCCGGAAAAGCUCAACAUUGACUGGGCAGCUCUUCCCACCAUUUCUUUUGAUAUUCUUGCUGACAAGAAAUCAUCUGGAUCCCCCAGCUCUGCAGCUAAAUCUACUAUCCGUGUCGAGCUUGGUCCUCAUCAAUACAUGCAGGCUGAUGAGAAGGGUGAAAUCAAUUUCCUCAUGUACGGCCUUGAUAAUGUCACUGGUAUGCUUUUCGGUGUCCCAAUGCACACACAUCUUAACAUUGUCCUCGAUCGUUCUGCUGGCCGUGUUGGUUUCUCGCAAGGUUGUGGUUGCGAUCGCGCUACUGAUGGCUAUCCUAAGCUUACUAGUGUAGAUGGCACUGUAUUCAGUGCUGCCGGAUCUUCAUCUCCCAAACCUUCCAACGUACCUGCUACUACCGUUGACGGCCCAUCGACCACUGACAGCCCAGCUACCACCGUUGACGGUCCAUCAACCACUGAUGAUAUCCCAUCAUACCCGCUAGCCUUGGCAGCGACCACUGACAGCCCAGCUACCACCGUUGACGGUCCAUCAACCACUGCCGAUAGUCCAUCAACCACUGACAGCCCAGCUACCACCGUUGACGGUCCAUCAACCACUGCCGAUAGUCCAUCAACCACUGACAGCCCAGCUACCACCGUUGACGGUCCAUCAACCACUGCCGAUAGUCCAUCAACCACUGACAGCCCAGCUACCACCGUUGACGGUCCAUCAACCACUGCUGAUAGCCCAUCAACCACUGACAGCCCAGCUACCACCGUUGACGGUCCAUCAACCACUGCUGAUAGCCCAUCAACCACUGACAGCCCAGCUACCACCGUUGACGGUCCAUCAACCACUGCUGAUAGCCCAUCAACCACUGAUAGCCCAGCUACUACCACUGGCAGCCCAUCGACUACUCAAACUACCAGAGCUAGCCGAUCCACUAGAGCUACCUCCCGUGGUCCCAAACCCACCUCUGGAUGCACUCGCAUGGAUAUUUGCUGCAUCUAUAUUGGAAAGAGCUGCGACCAAGACUAA